Molecule: messenger RNA, 1127 nt
Organism: Pistacia vera
Lineage: Eukaryota; Viridiplantae; Streptophyta; Magnoliopsida; Sapindales; Anacardiaceae
Exons: 2
Coding region: 39-1127 (362 amino acids)
Source: RefSeq, a predicted model, not a curated record
UAUAGCAAUGCAUAAGUGAACAUAGCUUUCACUCCAGAAUGGCCGGGAAGGAAACCAUGGGACGUUCUAGGAGAAAGUAUGUCAGGCAACCACCGGCUGUCCCUUUUCUUUGGGAAGAAAAGCCGGGUAUAGCUAAAAGAGACUGGAGACAAGGGAUUUCUUCGGUUAGUCCAAUUCAAAUGCCUCCAGUCAAGCUCAUUGCAUCCAUUCCCUUUAAUUGGGAGGAAAAGCCUGGAACGCCACUAAACUCUUUAUCACACCCGCCACUGGAAUCUGAGCAACAAAUCUUACCAGAAAACCUGAUGACUUUCCCAUCACCACCAGAAUCUGAGCCAUCAAACCUACCAGAAAACCUCAUAACUUUCCCAUCACCACAGGUCCUACCAGAAAACAUCAUGACUUUCCCAUCACCUCCAGAAUCUGGCCCACUACCAAUCCUACCAGAAAACCUCACAACUUUCCCAUCACCCACAGCAUAUCCCCAGGGCUAUGAUGUUGUUGACAAUGGCAAAGAAGAGGAUAGUGAUAACGGUCAGGAUGACCAAAAAGCAUUGUUUGAAUUGGAUCUGGAGGCAUUUGAUUUUGAAACAGAUGGUUCAUUCAGCUCAGCUCCCUCUCUCCUAGCAAACUGCCUUGUACCUUCAGUAGCAAUUUCUUCUGCUGUUCCUGUGGAAAAAUCUUCCUUGAGUGAUGAUACAAGUGAUGAACCAAACAUUCCUUCCACACCAGAUUCUGAAACAGACAGUAGCACAAGCAGUUACACGAAUGGCUUUUCGAGCCUUGUUGGGGCUUCUUUCUUGGAAUGCCUCUUUCCAUUACUUCCCCCCAAAGCUGGUUUCCUUGAAAGGGUAGGAUGCUCUGAAAUGGGCCCUCUUACCCAACCAGUAAUGAAAAGCAAGGAGUUUGAUGAUGAAAGUAACAGCAGUGUCGUGAUAAGGAGGCCAACAACACUUGGAGAGCUGAUAAUGAUCAGUCGAAGGAGGAGCUACCAGAUGAAAGCUGCUCAAAUCAGAAAACAGAAUCUAUCAAUGGAAUUCGCAAGGAGAGCUUCUGGAUGCUGCAUCUUUGGAACCAGUAUCAAAAUGAUUGAAGGACUGCAGAGGAAGAAGUGCCAGCUAAUGCUCUGA